UUUUCCAAAGUACGUCGCCGGUACUUGUUUCGUACAAUCAUUUCUCAAUUCUACAUCGUUUAUGGAAAACUAUCCGCUUGCAACAAACCUCCCCGACCAUACAUAUCGAAAUCUGAUGGAUCAAAAUAAUGCGAAUUUUGAACAUGGCCCGUCCACACAAUCUUUCCCAAGACCAAGGGCUCAGGAUUAUGUUCGUCAGGAAAUGCAAUAUGCGACAAGAGAGAUGAUACAAUCUACUCUUGCUCCAACACAAACGGGCAUCCCGAACUGGAAGUAUAAUCUAUGUAUAGUGCAAAAGUCAGAAAGAGCUCGUAUGUGUGGUUUCGGUGAAAAGGAUCGACGUUCAUUAUCACCUCUACCAAUAGUUCAACUAUUAGUUAGUGAUGAAGCCGGAAAACCAGUGGAUAUAGAAGAUAUCGAAUAUAAUUUUUUUGUUCUACAAGCAACUCCCUAUAAACGCGGAACACGUGAAAAUGCGUCAUUGGUUAAGCACCCAACAUCACAACUUGGUUUCAAAAGUCAGACUAAUACAAGAAACCUACUCGGAAAUUUAAUUGCCAGUGGAAGAAAGCUGAAGGAUCACGAAGGAAGAUUGGGCCUUCAUCCAACGAACGUGCUAGCAUCCAUAGAAUCAGACCCUUUUGUCGCAUACUCUGCAAAGAAAUUUCCUGGAAUGAUAG
Molecule: messenger RNA, 680 nt
Organism: Racocetra persica
Lineage: Eukaryota; Fungi; Glomeromycota; Glomeromycetes; Diversisporales; Gigasporaceae
Source: the annotation of a GenBank genome assembly